UUCGCGAUUUCAAGCUGAUCGGAAGAAUGGCGGCUGCGGCGGCAGAAGCAAGCGAGCCGGCAAUCGAUCCCAAAUUCAAUGGCGAUGACGUGAACACCAUCCUCAAGGAAUGCCUCGAUGAAUCCCUCGCAAGCUCCCAAUUCAUGCAUCACAAGGCAAGCUUUGGAUUGAAUUCAUCAAAAAAUUUGUGUGUGUCUUACCUCUAUGCGAUCAGUGGCGAUCUUCUUAUAGAUCGGCCAAUGGACAUCCACAGUCUGCGAGAAAUGCAUGGCCAAGCUUGUAAAUUUAAACAAGCCCUUCAAGUAUAUUGUUACCUGUAUGAUCAUGCAAAAGAACGGCGCUGGGCUCGUCACGGCAAGCUCUUGCUUUUGGGAUCCACUAGCCGACGGUAAAUCUGAACUAACUACAUACCAAUCACCAGUAAGCUUUUCUUCUAGGUAGCCGUACGAUGCGUUGGGAGAACAAGACAAUGUACGCCAUUG
Selaginella moellendorffii is the source of this 482-nucleotide messenger RNA. RefSeq lists its product as uncharacterized. The transcript is spliced from 3 exons. Bases 27 to 392 code for a protein of 121 amino acids. The record is from RefSeq and is a predicted model, not a curated record. Lineage: Eukaryota; Viridiplantae; Streptophyta; Lycopodiopsida; Selaginellales; Selaginellaceae.